UAUUGUUAUCAAUAAUCUGUGACCAUGUUAUUCUCGUAAAACGAAUUCGCGGAAACUAAGUUUUCGAUUAAUUACUAUUAAUUACUAUACAUAUAGUAUUUAAGCGUAACAUCGUGAAUAUUUUUCCUUUUAUUAUAAGUUGCAAACAAGGUUCGUUCGUCAUUUGUCAUUCGACUAGUCAUCGAUAAAGCUUCGUUUCGAAGUAAUAAACGUAUUGAAUUUCUCGAUGCGAAUAAUUCUGCAAUGUCGGACACAAUUUUGAAUUAUGAUAAUGCAACGGAACAGAAGAUCUUUAUGACAAAUUGAAUUGCUGUCCAAACUACUAUUUGAAAGCUUUUUCUAUGUCAAUUUCUUCCUGAAUAAAAAAAAGAGCAAAAAUAAAAAAAACAAAAAAGCAAGAAGAAAAAAUAAAAAGAAUAAGUGAAAACAGGAGGAUCCUGAAAGAAAGUAGACAGUAAAAUAAAGGACAGUAAAGAAUGAAAAAAAUAAAUUCUGUUCACAAUGAUCAUGCAUGCCAAUGAAACAGUACUGUGUAUAAUUCCGAAUGCAAUCGUCGUUAUAUAAAAAAGACAGGAUACUGUAGAAAAUUGUAUCUUUACCAUAGCAAUUAUGAAUUAAUGUUACAAAAUAAGAUCUUUCAGUAGCGUUAAUGAUAUAUCCCUGUAAAAUGCAAGUAGGCGAGGAAACGGUACUUUACUGUAACGAUAUAAAUACACAUUCAUUCAUUCAUUCGCACGCUCGCCGCUCGUUACUCGCUUGCUUCAUCAAAUAAUAUGAUUGAUGCUUAAAAAGAAGAUUCAAUUUUGAGAAUAUUGGCCAAGUGAAUUAUAAGAAGAAGCUGAACGGAUGACUCAUUAGCGAUUCGAAACGGCGAGCGCAUACUUGUGUUGCGCGUUUAUCUUAAUCGCGUCACACUAGUAAAAAGCUUAUGUGAUUUUUCUAUUAUAUAAUUAGUAAAACAAUAGAGGAAGAAAGAAAUAUCGAAUUUAAUAUGGUCCGGUCCGAUUCGGUUCGAUUCGGUUCGAUUCAGUUCAGUUCAGUUCAGUUCAGUUCGGUUCAGUUCGGUACGGUACAGUACGGUACAGUACAGUACGAUAUGGUACGGUACGGUACGAUUCGGUUCGAUUCGAUUCGAUUCGAUUUGGUUCGAUUCGUCAUCCAUCCAGUGACAUCACUUUGCCCUGCACGCACACAUAUUCACAUCUCACACAUGCAACAUACACGUGACAAUUUGUAGAUAGAUACGUACAUACAGCUUUGCUAAGUGUUUUCUGGUGAUCGGUAUUUAGCCAACAAAAUGUAGCAAAAAUAUUUAUAAUAAAAUGGUAACACACAUUGUUUCCCAAUUCAGAUUCCUUUCAAAAUUGUAUAUGUGCAAUAGGCUACUGUCUGAAGGAAACAUAACUAGUAAUUAUUUCGGAUAUAAACGCAUGAUGACAACACGAGCUUGUGGUUUCGUUAUAUUUCGACGUAUUCAAGGAAUGGUCGAAUAUCUUUUGAUGCAAGUUUCUUACGGCGAACAUCAUUGGACACCACCGAAAGGUCAUGUUGAUCCUGGUGAAUCAGAUAUGGAAAGCGCAUUACGUGAAACACAAGAGGAAGCAGGUUUUUUACCUAGUGAUUUAAUUAUAUUCGAAGAUGCAAAACAAGAACUUAAUUACGAAGUGAAUGGAAAACUGAAAACUGUUGUUUAUUGGCUAGCAGAAUUAAUAAAUAUUGACAAAUCUAUUCAAUUGUCGCACGAACAUCAAGCAUUUAAAUGGCUUCCACUUCAAGAAGCUUGCUCUAUAGCAAAAUAUCAAGAUAUGCAAAAUGUAUUAAAAAAUUUUAACGAAUAUAUAUUAAAAUAUCUUUCUUAAUAUAA
Messenger RNA from Apis laboriosa (Himalayan honeybee), 1864 nucleotides. It is a transcript of the gene Apf, whose product is annotated as bis(5'-nucleosyl)-tetraphosphatase [asymmetrical]. The record is from RefSeq and is a predicted model, not a curated record. NCBI's taxonomy places the organism in Eukaryota, Metazoa, Arthropoda, Insecta, Hymenoptera, Apidae. The transcript has 4 exons. Gene Ontology annotation, molecular function: bis(5'-nucleosyl)-tetraphosphatase (asymmetrical) activity. Gene Ontology annotation, biological process: ATP biosynthetic process; AMP biosynthetic process. Bases 1323 to 1859 code for a protein of 178 amino acids.